This is a messenger RNA of Pieris napi, 1306 nucleotides long. RefSeq names its product ras-related protein Rab-18 (gene Rab18). Lineage: Eukaryota; Metazoa; Arthropoda; Insecta; Lepidoptera; Pieridae. The record is from RefSeq and is a predicted model, not a curated record. The transcript is spliced from 5 exons. Gene Ontology annotation, molecular function: GTPase activity; GTP binding. The coding region runs from base 239 to 850 and encodes 203 amino acids.
UCACAUAAUUUCAUGACGCAAAACAAAAAUAAUAAUUUGAUUUUUAUUUAUUUGCAAUAUUUAAGUUUAAUUGUCUUCGCUAAAAUACCUACAUAAAAAUAAAGGAAAUCCUGUUCUGUGGCAUAGCUAUCGAUUGUGUGAACUAAGAAUUUUUCCUUGUUUAAACUUGUGAAGUCUAAGGGGUCUAAUUUCUAUAAAUAAUUGUGUAAAUAAAUCAAAUUUGCUCUUUCUCCACGAUAUGGAUUGCGUUACAGCAUUAAAGAUUCUUGUAAUAGGUGAAAGUGGAGUAGGAAAAUCCAGUAUCAUUUUGGCAUUUACGACAGGAAGCUACAAUGCAUCAUUCCCAGCAACAAUUGGUGUUGAUUACAAAUGUAAAGUUAUGGAAGUGAAUGGUCUAAAGGUUAAGCUUGGUAUUUGGGACACGGCUGGUCAGGAGAGAUAUAGGACAUUGACCAACAGUUUUUACAGAGAUGCACAUGGAGCAAUAUUAGUAUAUGAUGUGUCAGAACCAAAAUCAUUAGCAAAAUUAAAUGAGUGGGUUGAAGAACUGCAGGUGUAUUCAACAAAGAAAAAUAUUGUCUGUCUUGUUGUUGGAAACAAAAUUGAUAAGGAUCGAGUAGUGACACGGGAGGCAGGGCAGGCGUUUGCGCAGAAACACCGAAUGUUGUUCAUUGAAAGCAGCGCGAAGACACAGGAAGGCAUCAACUUGGCGUUUGAAGAACUUGUACAAAAAAUUAUCGAAACACCUGGUCUUUGGGAGUCGUCAGGGUCAUCUUCGAAUAUUCGUAUCUCCAACGAAGAGCGGAGACAGCAAGAGUCUUCCUGCUAUGAUUAUACAUGUUCUAUAUAAUAUUAUUUUAAGGUUGGCUCGAUUGGCUAAUAUUCCAAUAUACUAAAUACAUAGUUUACACCACGGUUUUAUUCACUUCGCUUUCACCUCAAAUCAUAAAAUCAUUUUCAUUCAUUUUACUCGUAUUGUUAAGAGAAUUAAUUGGAUUUAAUUAAUCUUAUGUUAAAAAAAUGUUUAUAAAUUGUGUGAAGGCAUUUUAAUGAAUUUUUAAUGUUCUUGGGGAUUCCUUUAUUUGUUAUACAAUAGGUGUAGAUGCAAAUAUAUUGUACGGUACCAUACAUUCGAUUAUACGGGAUUAAAAAGCAUGUAGCUUGCACGAAAAACAUAAUUUUCAUUUGAAUAUCCUAAAGCCAAUCUAAAGGUAUGUUUUCUGUAAAUAAUUGUGAUAUUUAUGACAAUUGUAUAAUAACGAUAGCUAAUAUAGAACUGGAUUUAAUAAAGUUAAUGCUUUUUAAA